UUAAAAUCUUUUCAUAAGAAAAAAAAUGUAAAAUACUUUCCAUAUUAAAAAACGCUCUCAAGACAAAAAUGGCGAUGACAAAGGAGAUCUAGGGUUUAGAUGGAUUCUCGACGAUGGGAUCCCGGUGAAGGAGUGGGUGGUUGUUUGGAGCGGUGUUACAUCUGUUGAAGGAUUAUGGAGAAACGGACGGGCGAUUUCAGCCAAAUCCCCGAUGGAUGAAGAUGGCAAUGGAAAUUGAUUUUCUUGGAAAGUUGAGGAGAUAUGGAAUCAGAUUUUGAUUUCAAUCAUCUUCAAGAUGAAAUCGCGAAGGUUACAAGAGUCAGUUACUACUCGUUAACAACACCGACGUGAAGAAUGGUGAGGGCACUCGCAAAAGGUUGAAGAUUUCGGUCCCACACUUUGACAACUCUGAGCUGAUCAAAACAACAUUUUCCAAAACGUUGAUUGGAAGGUGUAUGAAGCAGGAUAUGAAGGCGCUGAUCACGAAUCUCCCAAAGAUAUGGAAGUUGGAGGAUCAUGUAGUAGGAACGGAUUUGGGUUUUGGGAAAUUCCAGUUUGUCUUUGAGAAAGAGGAAGAUAUGGAUGGAGUUUUAAACUUUCAACCGUUUCAUUUCGAUUAUUGGAUGCUUUGCUUGGCUAACUGGCAACCAAAGAAAUCUCAGCAUUACCCGUCGGAAAUUCCGUUUUGGUUCCGGGUUCUAUGUGUUCCGGUGGAGUUCAAGACGGCACCUAUGUAUGAGAGUAUUGGAAAUGCUAUAGGAAGAACGGUGGCGGUGGAUGUGGAGCACUCACGAGUUCAAGUGGUGGUGGACGCGUUCAAAGAACUAUGUUUUGAAACCACGGUGGACUUCGCAGGUGGGGAGUUUUAUGAAAGUGAGGAAGCUCCGGUCUCAUUGCGAUAUGAGAAAUUAUUUGGUUAUUGCUACAUCUGUUUCAGUUUGUGUCACAAGGAUGAGGAAUGUCCUCUACACGAAUAAUUCUAAAAAGGGAGCUGAAGGAAACCGGGAGGUAAUGGUGGAUGGCGCGAUGGGGGUAAGCAUGAUGAGAGGGCUAGAAGCUACAAAGGAGUGAUCAUUAAUGGUCCUGUGAGUCAACAGAAUAGAAAUAGAGAGAGUCGGGAUCACCAUGGGAAGGGGAAAGACAAGAUGUUUGUAGAAGCUGACUCUAAGUGGGUGAAGGUGGCAGAUAGAGGUCACAAAAGAAACUCCACAUAUCGUGGAAAUUCCCGCGGGGAUGGAGAGGCAUCACACUAUAGAAAUACCAGAAGGGAGGAGCCAAGGCAUGAUACUCAGGAGGGGCGCACUAGGUUAUCUUCAGACCAAACCCGGGUUCACAAUGUUCAGAAUAUGCCACGGGAAGAGGCCAAGGAGGAGGGGAAUAUCAAAGAUGAUGGAGAAGGGGAGGUGAAAUUGAUGGAGGAGGAUCUCAUGGAUCAACCAUCUCAGAAGUUUCAAGAAGAAUUGGCCAAAACUCAGGCUACUGGUGCAGAGACCGUAUCGGAUCCUAAUGAUGCAGAGAAGGGGUUACAAGAGGUUCAAGGUCUAUUAGGGGAAAAGUUGGUGUCUCCAGAGGAUGAAGACCACGUGAUGGAGAUGGAUGAAAUAAAGGCUCACUUACUGGAACAUGGGAUCGACAUGGAUGCAGCAGAUGAUUUACCGGACUUUUCAGAAGAGGAAACUGAGGAAGCGAUCAUGGCAUAUGAUGAGGAAGCGCAGCCGCAAGAGGAGGAGGAACAGCUUCUGACGGGUGAUGGAGAUGACGCAGCUGUAGCAGACUUGGGGAAUAAAAAGACCACUCGCAAGAGGUUGUUUAAACCAGCAGCAAAUACUGCAGGAAGCACGAAGAUGAGGAUUGCUUCAGCUUUGGUCUCCCCGCGCAAACGAGCUGCAGCAAAGCCAAGUAUCCACCGGGGUGACAACAACAAACAACAGGAGAGUAAGGGGACUUCAUUCCCGAAACCUGGCCAUCAAAACGCUUAGUUUAUGGAUCAAGUCUCUUUAAUAUUUGGAUCAAGAAAGCAUGGUUUUACUUAUGAUUUGAGGGUAGUAUUAUUUUCAAUAAGCUCUAUGAGCGUUUGUUUCUUAAUGGGUUCGAUGGGUUUUUAUGGUUGUUGUUUCAGUUGUUUUCUCAGGGAAGUUUUGUGUUUGGGUUUUACAAUGGAAGUUUAAGGGAUUUUUAUUUU
Messenger RNA from Brassica napus (rape), 2182 nucleotides. RefSeq lists its product as uncharacterized. The transcript has 2 exons. The record is from RefSeq and is a predicted model, not a curated record. The coding region runs from base 1146 to 1979 and encodes 277 amino acids. Lineage: Eukaryota; Viridiplantae; Streptophyta; Magnoliopsida; Brassicales; Brassicaceae.